CAGGCGGUCCCUUAGCUUGCAUCCGAAUUUCACUCCCUAUCACUUCCCGCUUCCCUACCCCGCCCGCGAUCCGACUGCUACACGACCACGACCAGCCAUCAUGCUUGCGAGGAUCAACACGAACAUGCACUCACCUGACCGGCCGUCACGCCGCCCCCACGGACCACGCUCGGCGUGCUCGCCCGCAUCUGCUACUAGUGUGACGUCUGCAAAGAGCGCGAGGCGAGCACACUUCGCUGACGUCUGGAAGAGCAAGGCGGGCCCCAGCACAAUCAUGAUCCGCACCUCACCUCCACAGAUGUCUCUGCCCCACGACGCCGAUGUGGAACAGGAUCCAUUGUUCAACCUCCCGGAACAGAUCGCCUCGCGCAAGCCGCGGCGGUACUGCCUGAAGUUCCUCGACAUCGACCCUAUGUCGUCCGACGAAGAGAGCCCGUUCGACUCCCUGUUCUCCUUCACGGCAUCCCCAGUCGAAAGUCCAUCUUACGCGACCACCACGUUCAGCUCGCGGCAACUGUCAGGGUCCACGCCUCUAUCUCCCCAGUCAUUCCUCUCCCCUAUCACGCCCACCAUCGUCGUGCAGAGAUUCGGAGACGGAGACAGUGUUGACAGGUGGAUGAACGGGGGCGGGCUGGAACCCCUCCACACGCCGCUGGUCGCUGACCACAAGUCUUCCGACUACUGGGACGAUUCUAGCUCGCAGUCGGACUGGCGGGAGCUGAUUGACCAGUUCCUCCAGCACACGGACCUCGAUGACCCCAUGUUUCCACCCACGCCAGGGCCGGAUGGGACUUUCCCGCGCUGAUUCUAAUGACUUUAUGGUUGCUUCUCUCGAUGACGCUCUGUCACGUCAUUUCGUUCGUUCGCACUCUAUAUCCUGCUUGCGGGUAUGACACCCUCACUAUGUAACUCAUGCUACCCUUUUGUAGUGCAUCCACACGCAUUUU
Messenger RNA from Dichomitus squalens LYAD-421 SS1, 947 nucleotides. RefSeq lists its product as uncharacterized. NCBI's taxonomy places the organism in Eukaryota, Fungi, Basidiomycota, Agaricomycetes, Polyporales, Polyporaceae. The transcript is spliced from 2 exons. The coding region runs from base 101 to 805 and encodes 234 amino acids. The record is from RefSeq and is a predicted model, not a curated record.